Molecule: messenger RNA, 6786 nt
Organism: Puntigrus tetrazona (Sumatra barb)
Lineage: Eukaryota; Metazoa; Chordata; Actinopteri; Cypriniformes; Cyprinidae
Gene: sorcs2
Product: sortilin-related VPS10 domain containing receptor 2
Exons: 27
Coding region: 35-3505 (1156 amino acids)
Cellular component (GO): membrane
Molecular function (GO): protein binding
Source: RefSeq, a predicted model, not a curated record
UUCGCUCGCAUCGCACUCGCUUUGACAGUGUUAAAUGAAAGCGCUCAUCAUGGCAGUUUUGGCGCACCUGUACCCAGCCGUGUUUUUGGCUUGCGCGUGGAUGUCACUGUUCGGACCGAUUUCAUGUCACACCGGCGUUAUAAACCAGAGAAACGCACGGGACCGAGAGCUUGACAGCCGCGGUGGGCAUGUCACUGGCAGGGACGAAGCGCUUAUCGCGGCGCACAGCCGCGGAGGUUACAGCGGGGACCCCGGCGGACCCCGAGUCCGGAGGGCAUCGGCUCCGGAAAAAGUCUCUCUACUCAGCAGCUCUUUCGUUCUUAAAGGGGAUGCCACCCACAACCAGGCAAUGGUCCAUUGGACGGGGGAAAAUAGCAGCGUCAUCCUCAUUCUCACUAAAUAUUACCAUGCAGACACAAACAAAGUUCUUGAGAGUUCUCUUUGGAGAUCCAGUGAUUAUGGGUCAACCUACACCAAGCUCAACCUGAUGCCUGGAACAACCAUUAUCGUCACAAACUUCUACAUCUGUCCUACCAAUAAGAAAAAGGUGAUCUUGGUGAGCUCCAGCAUCAAUGAACGUGACCAGAUGCUCUUCAUCAGCACAGAUGAGGGUUCAUCCUUCCAACGGCAGCCUGUCUCCUUCUCCGUGGAUACACUCCUCUUUCAUCCAUCUGAGGAAGACAAACUUUUGGCUUACAGCAAGGAGGCGAAGCUGUACAUCUCCACCGAUCUGGGUCACAAAUGGACUCUGCUACAGGAGCGUGUUACAAAAGACAGAGUUUUUUGGGCCGUGACGGGGGUGGAUGUGGAUCUUGAUUUGGUUCACAUGGAGAUUCAAGACAUCGGUGGUGGAUACCUUUAUGUGACAUGUCUCAUACAAAAUUGCUCUGAUAAAAUGGUGACAGCACAGUUCUUGGGGAAGAUUGACCACAAUUCCCUCUCAGUGCAAGAUGAAUACAUAUUUGUGAAGGUAACUACAGGAAAUCGGACCAAGUAUUACGUCUCAUAUCGGAGAAAUGAAUUUGUUCAGAUGAGAUUCCCUAAAUAUGCCCUUCCAAAGGAUGUGCAAAUAGUGAGUACAGAUGAGAAUCAGGUAUUCCUGGCCCUGCAGGAAUGGUAUCAAACAGACACGUACAACCUCUACCAGUCAGAUCCACAAGGUGUCUAUUACUCGAUUGUGUUGGAGAACGUCCGCAGCACCAAGCAGCCUGAAGAGAAUGUCCUCAUCGACAUCUUGGAGGUUCGUGGCAUCAAGGGCGUAUUCUUAGCCAAUCAAAAACUUGAUGGAAAAGUGAUCACUCUUAUCACCUACAACAAAGGCAGAGACUGGGUACCACUGGCUCCUCCCACAACUGAUAUGAAUGGCAAACCUGUCAGCUGCAAGCAGCCUGACUGUCACCUCCAUCUCCACCUGCGAUGGGCUGACAACCCUUAUGUGUCUGGAACGGUCCACACUAAAGAUUCGGCCCCAGGACUCAUAAUGGGUGCAGGUAACCUUGGGUCUCAGCUGGUUGAAUAUAAAGAGGAGAUGUACAUCACUUCAGACUGUGGCAAGACCUGGAGACAGGUUUUCGAAGAAGAACACCACAUUCUUUAUCUGGAUCAUGGCGGUGUCAUUGUGGCCAUUAAGGACACCUCUAUCCCUUUAAAAAUACUCAAGUUCAGCAUUGAUGAAGGUCGAACAUGGAGCAUCCACAACUUCACCAGCACUUCUGUUUUUGUGGAUGGACUGUUGAGCGAACCUGGAGAUGAGACACUGGUUAUGACAGUGUUUGGCCACAUAAGUUACCGUUCGGAUUGGGAGCUGGUGAAGGUGGAUUUCCGACAGUCGUUUCCCAGGCAGUGCACAGAAGCUGAUUAUGACUCCUGGAAACUCACUGACCUACAGGGAGAGAAAUGCAUCAUGGGCCAGGAGCGAAUGUACAGGAGGAGGAAAGAGUCCUCGUUCUGCAUUAAAGGGAAGAGCUAUACAUCAGCUUUAACAACCAAACCCUGCCAGUGCACUGAGAAAGACUUUGCCUGUGACUACGGCUUUGAGCGUGCUCCCAGCCUCCGGUUAGAGGGCGAUCGCUGUUAUCCUGACUUCUGGCAUGAUCCCGACUCUCCACCUGAAAACUGCCACUUAGGACACAGUUACAAGUCCAGCACAGGUUACCGGAAGGUCAUCUCUAAUGUUUGUGAGGGUGGCUUGAAUAAAGAACAGAGCUCGAAGCAGCAUUCCUGCCCUCUGCUGCCCCCUAGAGGUCUGCAGCUGGGCAUCAAGGGACAGAUGCUGGCCGUGGCACCUGGUGAUGACAUCACUUUCAUUGUCCAUCAGGAACAGGGUGACACCACCAGCACCAGAUAUCAGGUGGAUCUGAUGGACGGCGUCAGGGCUAUAUAUGAAAACCUGACUGUCACAGAUGAACCCAUUCAACACCGUUACGAGAAGCCAGGUGUUUACCGUGUCAAUGUGAAGGCUGAAAACUCCGCUGGACAUGACCAAGCCACACUUUACAUCCAGGUUACAGCUCCUCUUCAAGAUGUCCAUCUGGAGGUGGUCCCAAUCGCUGGCAGAAAUCAAGAAGUAAAUCUCACAGCUAUAGUGCUGCCCACUGAAGCAAACCUUACUGUGUUUUACUGGUGGAUUGGAGAUAACCUUCAGCCGAAGCUGACCCUGGAGAACAGUCUGAUUACAAGGUUCUCCGAGGAGGGGGAAGUUCCCGUGACGGUUCAGGCUUCUAAUGGCCGAUCCAUGGUACAGGACAGCAAGACUGUCAUUGUCUAUGAUCAUUUCCAGGUCAUCCCUUUGAGUUUCAGUCAUAAUUUGGAUCGCUUUAACCCAAACAUCCCUGAAUGGAGACAAGAUGUGGGACAAGUUGUAACCAAGAUUCUUGCAAAGCUCACAGGGGUUCCUCAGGACUCUUUGGUUACCACGGUGAAGCCUGGUCUUCCCACCACUGCAGACCUCUAUGUUCUACCUCAAGAGAGCACACCGGUGAAGAGGAGUGUGUUUGUGGAUAAGCGUGUUCCCACUAUAAAGCAGGUUCUGAGUGAGAACAACGUGAGCUUUAUUGUGAGAGGAGGGUUAAGAGUAUUGGUGACUCUGGCAGACUCGGAUAGAGGUUCUCGGCUGGCUGCAGCAGGUCCAGGUGUUUGGGCUCUAGCUGUCUUUCUUCUCAUCAGUCUGAUCUCAGCUGCAGCAUUCAUACUCUUCAAGUUUAAAAGGAAAAACUACAAAAACCAUGGUUCCUUGCUGAGGCCAGAGGAGAGCAGCCUAACGCGUCCCUGGCUGCGUUUCAGAAAACUGCCGGGUCGAAACGUCUACGCCCAGAUGCACAAUGAGAAGGAGCAGGAAAUGACCAGCCCUGUCAAUCACAGUGAGGACACGCAGAAUAUCAUUCAAGGCGAGGAGUUCAUUGAUGACGACCUUGACUCGCAGACACUAGGUAACGCUGGAGGCAACCACUCAGGAGUGGUGUUGAGCAUAAAUUCAAGGGAGCUGCACAGUUACCUGACCAGCUGAUGACCAAUGUGAAGGUGCCAGCGAUGAGCACAAUAGACUAUGCCUUCCUCCUCUCUCCAGAUCUGACCCUUCAGACACCCUUACAGGAGAGAGAUCAGAGACACACCUGCACCAAACCUUCUCCUCCUCUCUCUAUCUUCUCUCUGUCUUUUCCAGCCUCUGUUUCCUCAUUCCAGGAGGUGGAUUUUGUACCCAGGCUUCACUGAUGAUCACAUACGCACACUUGCAUUUGUUGGUCUCUGCACCCUGUAGUCUGUCUCAUGCCUGUCCUCCUUCUCUCUCUUCUCAUUACCGCUCUUAUCACAGGAGCAUGGAAUCAGCCCCACGUACUAAUGCCCAGGGAGAAACCCAUUGACAAACGCUUUAUUUUCCAUCUUUUGUUCGUUUUGUCUUUCUGUCUGAAUAGCGUUUUUGACUCUCUUGUGGACACUGUAAAACUCAGACUAGACAGAUAGGUGAGUGAAGAUAGGUGUGAACGAUACACAUUUCAUUCAGGGGAAAGCAAUGUUUGUUAGAUAUAGCCAAAGGGAAAACACUUAAGAUAUCCUGUCACCCUCUUUUGUUUGUAUUGUAAACAAAACAUUGAGUUGAAUUUUCAUAUGCAAUAACACAUCUCUUGCUUUAAUCAAUAGCAGAAUUUAUUCUUUUGCCCCGUUGAUUAUGCUAUGCAGUAAAGUCAAAUCCUUUUUGUCUGUCUCAUCUGAUGCUGCAACACAUCAGUGAUGUUUUUCCUUUUCCCCUUUCCGCAUCAUUAACAUCUAAUUAGUAAAGGCAAUGAUGGUGUAAAACUUUAACACCGAUAAUUAGCAUUGAUUGCGUCGAUCCAAGAAAUGCUUUUAUCGCAAGCAAAUUACGGCAGGAGCAAAAAUGACACACCUUUCCAAUUACUGCCAAAUCAGCACAGCAGGGUCUUUCUUGGUUUUCUAGAAAAGCCUGCGCCAAUUAUCGUAGCCGUCGUUUAAAUUUACAAGGCCCAAGACAUCGUUUUGUGGGUGUCCAUAAGAUAUUGCCCCUUGAGCCUCCUUUUUGUUUGUUUUCUCCAAGAACUACAGUGCCAAAUUUAAAUCGGUGAGAUUAUACACCAUUUAUCUUCACUGCAUAAUGAAACUGUAUCCCCUAACAAAUCGAAUCCCAUCGUUCAUCUUGCGGAAAUCUUUUGUGAAAGCUAGCUAAAUUCACAUGCUCGUUUAUUUAUUGGACUUUAGAUUUCCUCACAAGCAUCAGCCAUCAGAUCUUGACAGGGAGUCAACACAGGAUGGUACACAGCGUAGCAUGUGCUAGCUGUCAGGUGUAGUGUGUGUGUAUAAGCCUAUAUUAGGCGCAGAAGGACGAGGUUACGUUCCCUUUCGUUUGGCUUGUGUAUAUAUAACAAUGUGUACAUAGAACCCUCUGUAUAUAGACCCGCCGAAAUAUGACACUUUCAAUAGACCAAAAUGUGCACUGUUUUCUCCCAAAUGCCUCGCACUGGGUUUUCUUGAAUUCAGGAGUUCUACAUGGACAUGAUUCGAUCACUUCUACAUCUUUGUCUUUAUUCAGCGUUGUUUACCGAAGGAUAUUCUUAAUAUUUCACACUAUCUAUAACAUUUAAACUCACGCGACUAAAGAGCUGUGUGAGAAGUGGUGCACUGUCUUUGUGUGCAUUCAAAUACAUUUUUUUUGGGACAUUUGAAGGGUUUAGCUAUUUGAAUUCGAGGUGUCUGUCUCAACGCACACGUCUUGCUGUUGGACUCACUAGUGUUUUCUGGAUGUCAAUGGAUGAAGGUCUCUCACUUGCACUAAUCACAGCUCUUGUACAGUGUUGUUCAGGUGGGUUCAGGGAACACUUCAUUUUCAAUUGAGAAAGACACUGUGUGUUAUGUUAUGCUACAUGAGAAAAAUAGCGAUGUAGGGUGACCAUACGUCUUCUUUUUCUCUUACAUGUCCUGUCUGGUAUUUCUUAGUUCACCCCUUGAUUUACUCAAGCCAUCUUAGGUUUUUAUGACUUUAUCCUUUCAGACGAAUACAAUCACAGUCAUAUUUAAAAACGCCCUGGCUCUUCCACAAAACUGAGGAUUGUAAAGGAAAAUGUUGAAGGGUUUCGAUAUAGGCCAGAGGGAAGACUCGUUUACUGUAAACAAAACUUGUUUUUUGUGACACUAGAAUAUUCUCACUGGAGCUUACGCUAUGCAUAUGCCAUCCGCCACUCUCUUGUGAACGUGUGUAUGACAGUUCAAGUUUUAAAUGUGGAUAUUUUUCUUAAACGCAUUUUUGCUUUGCUUCUCUUCAAAAGGCAUUUAUUAACCCCCCAGAGCCAUCAGGAGUCCUUUUUGUGAUGGAUGGAUGAACUAUAUAGGACUUCAACAUCUCAACACCCAUUCACUGCCAUUAUAAAAACUCGGAAAAUUCAGGAUAUUUUUUUAAACAUAAGAAAGAAGAAAGUCAUAUACACCUAGGAUGGCUUGAGGGUGAGCAAACUAUGAGGUACCUUUAAACGUCUGGGGUUUGGAUUUUUGUCAUACUUGCUAAAGGUAAUGACUGAAAAGUAGCGAUACAACCCAGAACCCUAGAAAUUUUAGACAAUUUAGAAACCCCAGCCAGAGCCAUGUACAAAAAAAUAAAUAAAAACAUGAUGUAUGUUCACUCUUCAGGAAGACUUUAUAGCUUGCAGGUUCGCUGUGUCUUUAACACAUUCUGUUGUGGAGCUUGAGAAGAUUGUGUCUUUCAGGUUUGAUUCAAACACUGACUGCGGUCUUGAGUCAGUAGAUUCUUUCAGAAUAAACCAAAAAGAUGGCAUCUCUACAUUCACCAGUUUAUGCUUAUGUAUAUCAAUAAUACAAAAUUGUUCGUUUCUGUACAAUGCAAACCGUAUGGACUAAUUGCACCAGAAGCUGAACUGUCUUUUUUUUUUUUUACUUGUAUAUGCACAGUUAUUUAGUAGUGUGUCAUUUGUAUUUCCAUCCAUGAAGCAACGAGGAAAAGCCUGAGUGUCCCGUUAAGAGAUGUUUCUGUGCGAGUUUAUCUUUAAUGAUGGCACACUCCUGCAACAAGGACACUUCGUAUAUACACACCUGAAUCCUUUUUGAAAUUCAGACUCAAAUGUGGUGGAGAGACACAGUUGAACUGAUUCUGUAUUUUUUCACUUUUUUUUUUUUGUUCUUGUUUCUUUAUAAUGUAAAUGUUUUUGACUCCACUGCAACAAGUGAAAAGCACUUAAUUAGCGUGUCUGAAUUCAAACACACUAACUGUAAAGGUUUGUUUUGUUAGUUUGAGCUGUUUAAUAAAGUUUUAACAUGAUUCAUGAA